GCCCCCUCCCCCGGCAGUGCCUAUAUAACUGAGUGGUAGCCUGGUGAAAGUGUUCCGGAGAAGCGUGGAUUCCUGGCUCCAGACGCUACCGUAGCAGAGAACAGAGAUUCUCACACCAUGAAGAACCGUCUGGGCACAUGGGGGCUGGCCAUCCUCUGUAUGCUGCUUGCCAGCCACCUCUCCACGGUCAAGGCAAGAGGCAUAAAACACAGGUUCAAGUGGAACCGGAAGACCCUGCCCAGCAGCAACCACAUCACCGAAGCCCGCGUGGCUGAGAACCGCCCAGGAGCUUUCAUCAAGCAAGGCCGGAAGCUGGACAUCGACUUCGGAGCAGAGGGCAACAGAUACUACGCGGCCUACUACUGGCAGUUCCCGGAUGGGAUCUACUACGAAGGCUGCUCUGACGCCAAUGUGACCAAGGAGAUGCUGGUGGCCAGCUGCAUCAACGCCACCCAGGCAGCCAACCAGGCUGAGUUCUCCCGGGAGAAGCAGGAGAGCAGGCUCUACCAGCGAGUCCUCUGGCGGCUGAUCAAAGAGAUCUGCUCCACCAAGCGCUGUGAAUACUGGCUGGAAAGAGGAGCUGCACUGCGGGUCGCUGUGGACCAACCAGCAAUGGUCUGCCUGCUGGGUUUCAUUUGGUUCAUUGUAAAAUAAACAAGGAGACUAGGAGCCACAGAGGUGAGCUGGUGGGCAAAGGUGGACAUCGGUACCCUAGUUCUCACUCUCUAGCCCCACGUGUCAUGAAGGUACCAGCGCGUAGCGAUUCACGGCACUUCAAAAGUCCCUCCCAAGUAUGCGUCCUCCCAACCAUGUGUUUAAUACGGUGUUUCAGUGCUUUCGCAACUACACUAGGUAAUAGACCAGGGAAAGAACACAGAAACCGUGCUGUGCCCUACACCUGAUCCCCCAGCUCGUGGAGGUAGCCAGGAAAACCGUGCUUUCCAUUGCUGACGUCACCCUUCAAUACAGACAGGAAGCCACAGAGCUAGGGUUCUCCUGGUCUGUCUCCCCUCAGGUUUUCUGCUCUGUAGCCCAGAGUUAUCUCAUGACCGCUUCAGGACUCAGAGGUCCAAGUCCAGAUUUGUGUGUGGGGUGGAAGCCACACCCUGAAAUUAGUGGGAGUCCCUGAGCAGCAACUAUGCACCUUGACACCUUACAGUAAGACUGAAAUAUUACAAAGAUGUUAAACUAAGUAGACCACUACACUAGACAAAGGUUCAGAAAUCAGACUGCAGGGAAAUCUGCCACUCACCUCCCAGCGGGCAAGUUCGGGGCAGGGUGUGUUUGUGGCGCCUAGAUUCUAGUCCACAAGGAUUGGUGUUUGCUGCUCUGGGCUCUGCAAAAAAUCUGCAGAGUUAAUGAACCCCUUGUAAAUGACAUGUUUGAGUCUUUGUUUUUUAUUUCUUUGUUUUGUUUUUCUAGAUGGGAAUCUUUCUACGUAACCCAGGUUGGCCUCAAACUCGCAAUCUUCUGGCCUCUGCCUCCUGAAUGCUGGGACUGCAGGCGUGCCACCAAGCCCAGAUACUUGUUUACUUCUGAUGCCCCCUAGUCCUGUGUGUGUGUUCUUUGGUAUCCUGUGAGCAUCUUUAAAUGCACUUCCUCUGUGCAGAGUUCUUCACAAGCUAUCAGUUUUUGAAACCACUUUGGUGAGGGUUAGUCUCCAUGAAUCAUUUAAUACUCCAAAAACAUAAUUACUGGUCAAAAAUGGUAUUUUUCAAGAGACUCAAUAAAGAAUUUGUCAUCACAGGAAUUGAUAUACUGUUCUACCACUCUGAACAUAAAUAUGUGUUAAAAUAUGACUAUUAUUUAAAAUUUUUAAAAAUCUAACUUUUUUAGAUUCUUCCACAGGCCCUCCUCCCCUUUGGGUACCCCCAGGAUUUGCUGAGCAGUAUUGGGGUGUAUUAUCUUUUAAAAGGAGCAGCAUCUGUGAGGAGGGGUGGGGGGGACACACGUGUAUUGUCAAAGGGUUCAUCUGCAGCAUUUCAGAACAACAUGAGCACUGAUAUCAGCACCUCGUGUGCCGAGUUCCCACUGCUAUCAGGUCUUCUCAAGGACACCUCUGGGCAGCUUCACACGGUAAAGGGACGUGAGGCGGGGAGCCCAAGGACACACAGCCUUCCCCUUGGACCUUCUACCACUGGUCAGACAGCGCAGAGAAACCAGCCUGUGGCAGCAGUGUCCCGCCAGCCCAACAUGCCUCCUCGGCUCCCACUGUCAACUAAUCCUAAACCAGAGAGCAAGGAGAAGCCCUGAAUACAGUUUGUUCCUUGCAUGCCAUUUUAACUAUCAGGUAAUAAAGAAAGAAUCGUUCUUAGACAGUG
This is a messenger RNA of Myodes glareolus (Bank vole), 2321 nucleotides long. RefSeq names its product prion like protein doppel (gene Prnd). Gene Ontology annotation, cellular component: membrane. Lineage: Eukaryota; Metazoa; Chordata; Mammalia; Rodentia; Cricetidae. Gene Ontology annotation, biological process: protein homooligomerization; intracellular copper ion homeostasis. Gene Ontology annotation, molecular function: copper ion binding. The record is from RefSeq and is a predicted model, not a curated record.